AUGAAUCGUUUUCUUAUGCGACGUUGUAGUAUGUCAUCCAUUGAAGAAGAAGACGAAUCCAUGUUGUCUGAUGAAGAAAUGACUGAAGUCACACAAGUUUUACCGACAACAGCAUCAUCAUCGUCAUCACUGUUAUUAUCUCAACAAGAAUUAUCCCGUUCUUCAUCGAUUCUCGAAUGGGAUUCCGAAUUAUCCGAAUCGGAUGUCGAAGAAGAAGAAGGAGACCGUCAACACAAAGGAAAUGUUAAUCAGAAUAAUAACGAAGAACAAGCAGCCAAUCGAGUUUUACAAAAUUUCAUACAAUCGUCCACACGUUCAUAUUUGUAUGCGAAGACAAAUGAAAAUCGUUGCAUUUCACCUUUCUCCAUUCAUCUUUAUGGUAAGUUAAUCUCAUUUCUUUUGCUUCGUUAA
This is a messenger RNA of Adineta ricciae, 411 nucleotides long. Lineage: Eukaryota; Metazoa; Rotifera; Eurotatoria; Adinetida; Adinetidae. The record is from the annotation of a GenBank genome assembly.